AUGGCCAACCCACUCAAGUGGGGACCCUGCUUUUGUUGCCACCAAUGGAGGGACAAGUUGGACAAGACCACCAAGCACAAUACCAACAACAUGCUGGCUGUGCUCUGGCACUACUACAAGGCCCUCCUCCACCUGGCAAGUCCCCUCUAUGUGGCACCAAGCAGAGUGCCCCUGGGCGGCUUGGGCCUCUUCACCCAACAUGGGACCAGCAUGCGCCUGGGCGCUUCCCCCUUCAUGGAUCACCUGUGGGCUGUGCUGUUUGAGGUCAAUGAUGCCACCUUUGCCAAGCUGUGGACCAACAACUACCUGUCCCUCUAUGGCCUCUUGCACAUCCUCUGUGGACCACUCACCCUGGCCAACCACCAGUGUGAAAGAUACCAUCACCCACAAGUGGAAUCAUGGCAGAGGAGUUUCAUGGCCUCAGUGCUGUACAUGUGA
Molecule: messenger RNA, 438 nt
Organism: Acanthamoeba castellanii str. Neff
Lineage: Eukaryota; Discosea; Longamoebia; Acanthamoebidae
Exons: 2
Coding region: 1-438 (145 amino acids)
Source: RefSeq, a predicted model, not a curated record